Entamoeba dispar SAW760 is the source of this 1893-nucleotide messenger RNA. Its product is annotated as DNA mismatch repair protein MsH2, putative. The record is from RefSeq and is a predicted model, not a curated record. Gene Ontology annotation, molecular function: ATP-dependent DNA damage sensor activity; ATP binding; mismatched DNA binding. Gene Ontology annotation, biological process: mitotic recombination; mismatch repair. Lineage: Eukaryota; Evosea; Mastigamoebida; Endamoebidae. The coding region runs from base 1 to 1893 and encodes 630 amino acids. The transcript has a single exon. Gene Ontology annotation, cellular component: nucleus; MutSalpha complex.
AUGGAGGAAGUUACAAUAGACAAUGGAAUGAUAAUUGAAGAAGAAGCUAUUGAAGGACUUCACUUGUUUGGAGAUAAAAAAGAAAUGACACUAUUUAAACAUUUAAAUAGAACACAUACAAAGAUAGGAGAAAAGAUGAUAAAAGAAUGGAUUAGACAACCAUUAAUAGAUAAGGAUAAGAUAAAUAAACGACUAGAAUUAGUAGAAGGGUUUUAUGAGAACUCAGAGAUUCGAUUAAAAAUCAAAAAUGAAGAAUUAGCAAUAAUGCCAGAUUUAGAGAAGUUAAUAAAAGGGAUAAAUAAAAGUGAUUUAGAAAGUAUUGUCAAAUUAUAUGAAGCAGUAAGAAUUAGUAAAAGUAUCAAAGAAGAAUUAAAAGAAAUGAAUAACAAAGAAAUAGAAAAAGAAAUAAUAGAACCAUUAGAAAGAAUUUCAGAAGAAAUGGAAAAAUUUGAAGAAAUGGUAGUAACACUUAUUGACAUUGAAGAAACAAAAAAUCAUGUAUUUAAAAUAAGAGAAGACUUUGAUGAAGGACUUCAAAAAAUAAGAGAAAAUCAUAAAAAAGUAGAAGAACUUUUUGAAAAAUGUUUAGAACAAGCAGCAAAUGAUCUUAAUAUUAAAACAGAUAAAAUUAAAAUAAUUGAACAUAAUAAUAAUUUAAUAUUAAGAGUAUCUAAAAGUAAUGAAAAAGAAGUUAAAAAGAAUAAAAAGUAUACUAUUAUUCAAACACUUAAAGGAGAAUGUAAAUUUACAUUUAAAGAAAUGCAAACACUUAAUGUUAAAAGAGAUAAACUUAAUUUAAAAGAAGAAGAAAUUAAUAAAAAAUUUAUAGAAGAAAUUAAUAAAGUAAUUGAAGGAUAUAAAGAAACAUUUAAAGAAUUAGAAAAUAUUAUUGGAUAUAUUGAUUGUAUUCAAUCAUUUGCUACAGUUUCUAAUGAUAAUAAUCAAGGAUAUGCUAAACCAAGAAUAUAUGAAAGUGAAAAAGGAAUUAUUAAAAUUAAAAAAGCAAGACAUCCAUUAAUUGAAAAUAAUAGUAUAAAUACAUUUAUUGAAAAUGAUAUUGAUAUUAAUAGAAAAGAAACAAGAUUUCAAAUUAUUACAGGACCAAAUAUGGGAGGAAAAUCAACAUAUUUAAGAAUGAUUGGAUUAUGUGUUAUUAUGGCACAAAUUGGAAUGUUUAUUCCAUGUUCAGAAGCAGAUAUUUCUAUUUGUGAUAAAAUAAUGUGUAGAAUAGGAGCAGGUGAUAAUAUUGUUGAAGGAAUGAGCACAUUUAUGUCAGAAAUGAAAGACACAUCAGAAAUUAUUAAAAAAUCAACAAAAAAUUCAUUAGUUCUUAUUGAUGAAUUAGGUAGAGGAACAUCAACAUAUGAUGGAUUUGGAAUUGCUUGGGGAAUUUCAGAAUAUUUAGCUAUUGAUAUUGGAUGUUAUUGUGUUUUUGCAACCCAUUUUCAUGAAAUUACAGGAUUAGAAAAAAGAGUAAAUGGUGUUAUAAAUAAACAUGUUGAAGCUGAUAUUAUUGAUAAACAACUUGUAUUAAAAUAUAAAAUUAAGAAUGGAAGUACUGAUCAAAGUUUAGCAAUUUAUGUUGCUGAAUGGGCUGAUUUCCCUCAUGAAGUUGUUGAAUCAGCAAAAAGAAAAGCAAAAGAACUUGAUUUAGAUCAACCUGAUUCUAAAAAGAAAAUUGAAAUCUUUACUAAUAAAAUCCCUCUUUUAAAUGAUGAAAUUCCACAAAUCACUCCUGAUGAUAUUGUUAAAGGAAAGUCUAUUAUCAAUAAUUUUAUUCACGAAUAUAAAUCUACUUCUUCUGAUCAAUUAAUUUCUCUUCAAAAUAAAUAUUAUCAAUUACUUCUUUCAAAUCCUUUUUUAAAACAACUUGAACAAAUUUCACUGAAAUAA